Oldenlandia corymbosa var. corymbosa is the source of this 486-nucleotide messenger RNA. NCBI's taxonomy places the organism in Eukaryota, Viridiplantae, Streptophyta, Magnoliopsida, Gentianales, Rubiaceae. The record is from the annotation of a GenBank genome assembly.
AUGACGAAAAGACAAGAAUUUGUUCUUCAAAAACGUGAGAUGAGCUACCCAGCAACUGAAAACAACAUCCUUGUUUUCACUCAAACAUUGCAAGAAGAGAUGUCGAUGGGUGACGACGGCAUCCAUAAAAUCAUGCCUAUCACCACAGAUUUGGUCUGUCUGCAAACCAGGUCUCAAAUCAAAUUCUUGAACCCAAAGACAACACAACUUGCAUCAAUUGAAUGGCCAUAUGAUGUCCCUCUCAGCAAUUGUGAAACAGCAUUUGGAUUCGUGUACUGGCGUGUAGACAAACUAUCCUCUGAAAUAGCAACACCUCAAGAGUUGAUGGUCGUGUUUGACUACCACACUCAACAAUUCCAAACCAUAAACUGCCCUCCAUCUCCAAUCUUCUUUAACCCCACUGAUCCUUCUCAUAUGAAUCUCCAUGUGAAAAUAUUGGACUUCCAGGGGACUUUGUGUGUAAUAGAUGAGUACCACAUUACUUAG